ACAUUCGGUUCAUUUGAUCCAAUGUCGAAAAGAAUCCAGAACUAGUAUGAUAAUUAGAACUGAAUCUCCAAAAAUAAUUGAAUCUAAAGAACUAAAUUAGAGAAAGCCGUAAAAACACCUGGAAAAAAGUUACUCUAUCAGACACAUUUGAACCGUAAAUCUUAAAUCAAAUCCGAAAAUUAGUGAAUCGAAUGAUUAGAAAACUAGGAUAGGGUUUUAGAUUCGGACAGAGUAGGGAAUUUCUUGCAAGAAGAAGCAGAGAUCAGGAAUUGAUGGAGAACAAUAGCUGGGAGCAGACUCUGCAAGAUGGAAAACUCUAUCGGCACCUCAAUUCCCUAAUCGUCGCUCAUCUUCGCGACAGCAAUCUUACUCAGGCUGCAAGUGCUGUAGCUUCAGCAACUAUGACACCACUGAAUGUGGAAGCUCCACCCAACAAGCUUCUUGAGCUGGUUGCUAAGGGUCUUGCAGUGGAGAAAGAUGAUGUUUUCAAAGGGACUUUGUCGUCUCCUUUUUGCGACUUGGGUGCACCCGUGCUGCCGACUCAUCCUGGAGCUACCAUCAUUGAUUUCAGUGCUGUGCCAGAUAUAAAAGGCAUGUCUAAAAGCUUUCCAAAGCACGAGACACGACACCUUUCAGAGCACAAGAAUAUUGCCAGAUGUGCUAGAUUUAGUCCUGAUGGGAAGUUUGUUGCGACUGGUAGUGCAGAUACAUCAAUAAAGCUUUUUGAGGUUUCAAAGAUCAAGCAAAUGUUACUUCCGGAUGCAAAGGAUGGCCCUGUGCGGCCUGUAAUUCGAACAUUUUAUGACCACACACAACCAAUAAAUGAUCUGGAUUUUCAUCCACAAGGUACCAUCUUGGUUUCUGGAGCUAAAGAUCAAACAAUGAAGUUUUUUGAUAUUUCUAAGACCAAUGCAAAGAGAGCAUACAGGGUUAUACAGGAUACACACAAUGUUCGAUCUGUAUCGUUUCAUCCUUCUGGAGACUUUCUUCUCGCAGGAACUGAUCAUGCAAUUCCACAUUUGUAUGAUAUAAAUACCUUCCAGUGUUAUCUAUCAGCAAACAUUCCCGAGGUUGGCCCAAAUGGAGCCAUAAACCAGGUCAGAUAUUCUUGUACAGGUGCCAUGUAUGUUACGGCAUCUAAAGAUGGUGUUAUUCGGUUGUGGGAUGGCAUCACUGCUAAUUGUGUGCGCUCGAUAACUGGAGCACAUGGAACAGCUGAGGCUACAAGUGCAAUUUUUACAAAGGAUGAAAGGUUUGUGCUCUCCUGUGGUAAGGAUUCUACCAUAAAGCUUUGGGAAGUUGGUUCUGGAAGAUUAGUCAAACAAUAUCUGGGAGCCAUGCAUACACAGCUAAGAUGCCAGGCAAUUUUCAACGAGACAGAAGAGUUUAUUCUUUCCAUAGAUGAACUGAACAAUGAGAUCGUUAUCUGGGAUGCAAUGACAACAGAAAAAGUAGCAAAGUGGCCUUCUAAUCAUGUCGGCGCACCCCGCUGGAUCGAUCACUCGCCAACAGAGUCGGCUUUUAUUUCCUGUGGAACUGAUAGGUCAGUUAGGUUCUGGAAGGAAACUAUAUAAUGAAGUGUAAGGAAGAUGAAUGUAUUCACAUGCAUUAGUUAAAGGGAUCGCUGAAUGAAAAUUUACACAGAAAAUUGUUAUCAUAAA
Arachis duranensis is the source of this 1661-nucleotide messenger RNA. Its product is annotated as cleavage stimulation factor subunit 50. Gene Ontology annotation, biological process: mRNA 3'-end processing. The transcript has 14 exons. Gene Ontology annotation, cellular component: mRNA cleavage stimulating factor complex. The coding region runs from base 273 to 1574 and encodes 433 amino acids. Gene Ontology annotation, molecular function: protein binding; RNA binding. Lineage: Eukaryota; Viridiplantae; Streptophyta; Magnoliopsida; Fabales; Fabaceae. The record is from RefSeq and is a predicted model, not a curated record.